UAUAUAUAUACAUACACAUGUUAUUUUGCAGUUAUUAGUUGCAAAGAGCCGGGAAUACCGAAUGAGGCGCAAAGGACAGCCAAACGGCCAAUCGGCAGCAGAGUGCGUGACGAUUUCCCCAUCGGUACGGUGUUGAGUUUUAAAUGCCCAUCGUUAUAUAAACUCUACGGAUCAGCAAACCGUAAAUGUUUACCGACCACUGAGUGGACAGGGUCUCAACCUACCUGUGUCCCAGAAUGUGGACGAACCAGCAAACAUGAUUUGGACGUGGAGAAUAUACUCGGUGGUAGAGCAUAUCCUCGAGAAGCUAUGCCGUGGCAUGCGGCCAUAUCCACAGACAUCGGUCUGAAUGAAGUGGUCCUUAGAUGCGGUGGCACUCUGAUCAGCGAUCGCUGGGUUUUGACCGCGGCACAUUGUAUCACAGCCUCAACAUCCAAGGACUCCCUACCUCUACGUCAGAUCACGGUUCACAUCAGUAAAGUGUACGCAAAUAACUCUCGGGAUGACAGAUAUGUCCAGAAGUUUCAGGCUGACGAUGUUUAUAUCCACGACUAUUACCAACCAUCAACAAAGAAGAACGAUAUUGCUUUGAUUUACUUGUCCAGAAAAGUGAAACUCGGACCUUUCGCGAAGCCAAUAUGUCUGCCGGAUAAAUCAAUGUUAAUACACUAUGCCAUACAAGACACCAAAGGCUUUGUGUCUGGUUGGGGCCUAACUGAACAAAAAGUUAAGGCCAGUCGCUUACUGACCACCAAAGUAUCGGUCUUCAAAGACGACGAUUGUCUUAGAAAUAUCAGGAAAGAAUUUCCCAAAAUGGAAAGCGAAUAUCUAGAAAAGGUAUUCUGUGCGGGAACGAGACCAACCGAAAACAGGGUACUCACUGAUUCGCAAAAAUACGAUUCCGGUGGUGGUUUGGUGUUCAGGACAUGUCGUGAUUACGUCGAAACGUGGUAUCUAGAAGGGAUCGUCAACUGGGGAGUGAAGAACGGUGUCGGAGUUUACAUAAGAGUGAUGAACUAUAUCAGUUGGAUAAACAGUGUGAUCUGAGUAAAGAGAAGACUUAGAAUACGAGAAAGACAGAGAGAGAGGAGGAGGAGGGGGAGGAGGAGAAGAGAAAAAGAAGUAGGAGGAAGGGGAGAGCGAGGCAUAGAGAACUAGGGAGAAGGAAGAGGUGAAGAACCGAAAGAACCGAAAGAAGAGAGAAAGAAAAGAAUAUGUAAUGAAUUUAUUGAAUUUCAUAAACAACAGAAAAAGAAAAAAAUCAAAGUUUGGAAAGAAGAAAGAAAAGUUCGUACACACAUAGUACGUAUAUAUAUAAAUAUAAAUAUAUACACUCUCUCA
Messenger RNA from Octopus bimaculoides (California two-spot octopus), 1341 nucleotides. RefSeq names its product limulus clotting factor C. NCBI's taxonomy places the organism in Eukaryota, Metazoa, Mollusca, Cephalopoda, Octopoda, Octopodidae. Gene Ontology annotation, biological process: proteolysis. Gene Ontology annotation, molecular function: serine-type endopeptidase activity. The record is from RefSeq and is a predicted model, not a curated record.